Miscanthus lutarioriparius is the source of this 1104-nucleotide messenger RNA. The record is from the annotation of a GenBank genome assembly. NCBI's taxonomy places the organism in Eukaryota, Viridiplantae, Streptophyta, Magnoliopsida, Poales, Poaceae.
AUGCUGCGGCGACGGCAAGCCAGAACAAAAUUGCUGGAGGAGGUGCUCAUCGUGGCCGGCCUCCUGCUGGUGCAGUGCGUGCUCUCCGGCUACGUCGUCUUCACCGACCACCUGCUCGCCCUGGGCGCCGACCCGCUGGCCGUCAUCGUCGUCGGCGGAGCCGCCUACGCCGCCUUCUGCCUCCCCUUCGCCGUCGCCCUCGAGAGGAAGCGAUGGCCUUGCAAGGUUUCGGGGACUUUGGUGGCGCAAUACCUGCUCAUUGCUCUCGGAGGGACAACCGCGUUCCAAGAGCUGAUGCUGCUGGGGAUCAAGAAGACGACGCCGGCGAUUGCUUCCGCCAUGCCCAACCUCAGCCCCGGCCUCAUCUUCAUCGUCGCAGCUUGUUUCAGGCUGGAGAGGUUCGACAGGGCGUGCAAGUACACGCAGGCGAAGAUAGCGGGGACGGUGGUGUGCCUGGCGGGAGCGGUGGCCAUGAGCUUCCUGCAGAGCCCCUCCUCCUCCUCCUCCUCCUCCUCCUCCUCCUCGUCUUCUCUGGCAGCAGCAGCAGCAGCAGCAACAGCAGCAGGCAGUGACGACGACUACUACGACUGGAUCCUGGGCUGCUCCUGCCUGAUCGCGGGUGUCACCGUCUUCGCGCUCGUCACCGUCCUGCAGGCCGCGACGCUGGCCAGUCUCCCGGCGCCGCUGACCAUGUGUUGCGCCACCUCCGCGAUGGGCGCCGCGCUCACCGCCGUCCUGCGGCUCGUCCUGGAGGGGAAGUUCCUCGAUAUGGGGUCGCCUAACAUCGACGCCACGCUCGUCGCCGGGAUCGUCGUCCUCGGCGGCGGGGUGGUGGGUGCGUGCACGGCGUUCCAGGUGUGGUGCCUCGGCAGGAAGGGCCCCCUGUUCGUCUCCGUCUUCGGGCCCGUCCAGACCGUCUGCACCGCCAUCCUCUCUGCUGCUCUCCUCCAACAAGUCCUCGGCCUCGGAAGCCUCGCAGGGAUCGUGCUGAUGUUCAGCGGGCUCUACAUUGUCCUAUGGGCCAAGAGCAACGAGAUUUCGGCUGACGAGGAUCAGUUGCAAGGUGGCGGCGCUCACGACGCCGAGAAGGCCCUGCUAGCCUAG